Molecule: messenger RNA, 2640 nt
Organism: Solanum pennellii
Lineage: Eukaryota; Viridiplantae; Streptophyta; Magnoliopsida; Solanales; Solanaceae
Exons: 2
Coding region: 1-2640 (879 amino acids)
Molecular function (GO): zinc ion binding
Source: RefSeq, a predicted model, not a curated record
AUGGCAAAUUUUGAACAUAAUGUGAUGGUUGCUUUGUACUGGGGUGGCGAAAUAAUUACUGAAAUGAACGGAUGCAGGUAUACUGAAUGUGCUAGAAUGAUUAUUAACAUGUAUACUUCAAUGAAGUAUGUUGAAUUGGUUGAAUUAUUGCAUGAGAAAAUGGGUACAACUAGUGAAAAUAUUCAAAUGGAUAUUUCGGGAAAAUAUCCUUGUUCGAUUCAAGGUAACCAUACAAGGUUCAUUGAGUUUAAAAUUGAUGAUGAUCAAUCUUUGCUACAAUUUUUUGUUAUACCUCAAAACUUUGCGGAUAAGAUUGACAUAAAUGUUUUGGAAAUGUAUGUAAAGACCAAAUCAACAAAUCAAAAUGAUAUAUUUCAAAUUAGUGGUCAACAUGGUUAUCACAUGAAUUUAUUGUCUCAAAAUUAUGGAUUUGCCACGGUUAGUCAACCUCAUUAUGCAGAGCCGAUUGCUCAACCACCAUUUCAACAAUUGUUAAUGCAUGACCAAGGAUCAUUUGGCGAAGGUUCAAGUAGCCAAAGACAUGUUGACAAUAGUUCGAGAAAAUAUGAGGGCAGAGAAAAUGAGAACAAUGUUGAUCCAUAUAGUGAUGUAAAUGCUGAAAUUAGUGAAGAAAGUUCGGAGGAAGAUGAACCUUCAAAAGAUGAUGGUGAAAGUGAAUCAAAUGAAGAUAUCAAUAAUGCUAGAGAUUUUUCUCAAAAUGACAUUGGUAUAAAUCUUCCUAAUCAAUUUGAAAAGGAUGUGUCUGAAGUGCAAAAUGAUGUACCCUAUUUUAGAACAUUAGAUAACGAGGAAGACAUUUUCAUGUCUACAUGUGAAUCUGAGAUGGAGUAUUGUUCCGUCUGGUCUGAAGAUGGCACAAAAGAUUUGAAAAAAGGUAUGUUUUUUAAUAGUAAAGAAAAAUUAAAACGAGCUGUGACAAUUUGGAGUUUAAAAAAAAUUAAAGAAUUCAAGGUGGUGACAUCAAACAAGAGUUUAUGGGUUGCAAGAUGCAAGUUUCAUACUUCAUUGGGUUGCUUGUGGUUUCUCCGAGGACGAAAGGUUGGAGAUAACCUUUGGAAAAUAGGAAAAUAUAUUGAAAAUCAUAGAUGUGAGACUGAGGGGCUUUCUAGAGGUCAUGCCAAUCUAAAUACCAAUUUAAUUGCAUCUUUGAUUCUUAAUCAAAUUGAAAAAAAAUCCAAGGUUUUGGUGGUAGAUGUCAUUUCCAAGGUUCACGAAAAAUUUGGUCAUCAAAUAACAUACAGAAAAGCGUGGCUUGGGCGUCAACGCGCAUUUGAAUUGGUGUAUGGUGACUUUAAGAAAUCAUUUAGUGACCUACCCAAAUUUUUUGCAGCUUUUCAACACUUUAACCAUGGAACAAUUGUGGAAUGGAAACACGAAGAGUCUAUGAGUUCAUUAGAGGUAAAAACUUUUAAAUAUGUAUUUUGGGCUUUCAAGUCAUGCAUUGAUGGAUUUCAAACAUGUCGCCCUGUUAUUUCAGUAGAUGGAACUCAUAUGUAUGGAAAAUAUGAGAUUAAAUUAUUGAUUGCUGUUGGAAUUGAUGGAAAUGAUAAUAUUCUUCCUCUAGCGUUUGCUAUUGUAGACAAAGAAUCGAAAGAAGCAUGGAAAUGGUUUUUUAAGAAUUUGAGUGCACAUGUCAUAAAAGAUAGAGAAGAUAUUUGUGUUAUAUCUGAUAGGGCAAAAGGAAUAUUGACAAGUUUGCAGGAGUUGCGGCGAUUUCAGGAGCCUCGAGUCUUCCAUCGAUAUUGUAUAAGGCAUCUUAAGAGUAAUUUUCAAUCUCGAUUUCCAAACAAGGAUCUUAGUAGGCUGAUGUGGAGGGCUGCUUCAACCCAUCAAGUAAGAAAAUUUGAGUCCUUGAUUUGGCAAAUUAGAGAAGAAAAUGAAGAUGCAUAUGAAUAUCUCAUGGAAAUCCCCUUGGAGAAAUGGACGGUUAGCCAUGAUGGUGGUAAAAGAUGGGGAGUGUUGACAACAAAUCUUUCAGAGUCGUUCAAUGGAGUGUUGAAAAAAGCACGUGGCUUGCCGGUCACUUCUAUGGUCAGACUUUCAUUAGAGCAAACUGUUGAAAGAUACACUCGUAGGUCUAAAAAAGCGCAACAACUCCUAGAACAAGAUGAAUUGUGGACCGAAAGGUUCAAAAUGAAGUGGGAGAAGAACUAUGAAAGUUCAAAAAGGCACUUUGUUUUUGAUUGGAAUAUACCCACAGGGGUAUAUGAGGUUAGAUCUAUUCAAGUUGAUGGUACUGGUGGUAAUCCUCAUUGUGUUUCACUGAAUGAAAGAAAAUGUGAUUGUGGAAAAUGGGUUAAUUUGCAUUUCCCAUGUUCACAUGUCAUGAAGGUUACUGAUAGAAUGGGAGAGCUAGCUAGAAACUUUGUUAGUGAACAUUUCACUGUAGAGAAUUAUGUUGCAACAUAUUCUGGGUCCUUCUCACCGGUUGGCCAUAAGGCGUAUUGGCCAUCUCCUAAUUUUAGAAUGGAAAGUAAUGAAUUCUAUCGUCGUCUCAAUCGAUCAAGGAACAGUAGAAUACCCAAUGAGAUGGAUCGUGGUGCUGCUGUAUAUGAGCGAGCUUGUGGAUUAUGUAGACAAACCGGACAUGAUAGGCGUCGAUGUCCAGAUCGUAAUUAA